Molecule: messenger RNA, 4112 nt
Organism: Lingula anatina
Lineage: Eukaryota; Metazoa; Brachiopoda; Lingulata; Lingulida; Lingulidae
Product: RWD domain-containing protein 3
Biological process (GO): positive regulation of protein sumoylation; positive regulation of hypoxia-inducible factor-1alpha signaling pathway
Molecular function (GO): protein binding
Source: RefSeq, a predicted model, not a curated record
CAAAAUGGCAGAAGACGAGAUCGAAGUGUUGCAGGCGAUUUUCUGUGGUCCCGCUGAAUUCGAAGUUUUUCAUGCAAAGCAAGAUAUUGGUAGUUCCUCUCUGUACACAAUGAAAAUAAAGAUCAAGUCAGAAAGCAGUGACACCCAGUUGAAAAACACACAGACAGAGAUAGUGCUUGAUGCAAUUUUUACAAUGAAACCCACAUAUCCCAAUAGUAUCCCAGAUAUAAACUUGAAAUCUGCCAACCUGAAUCAAGAAGAAAUAGAAAAAUUAACAUUUGAUCUAGUCCAAUUUGCUAAUACUCUUGUUGGGGAAGUUAUGGUCAUGGAAAUUGUGCAAUGGUUACAGCAAAAUGCAGUCAGGUACUCUUCAAGAGUAUUCAAAACUGAAGAGAAACCGUAUGAAGAACCUGAAGAUCAGGAUAAUAAACCACAAAAAUGUACUGCUAAGUUGGAGACAUUGGUAGAAAAUGUUACCAGUCCUGACACACAGCAUUUAUCUGCCAGAGCAAAGGACAAUUGUGAAGACAUUGGGAAGGAAAUUAUUGUUUUACAGUUAGACCAUAUGAGAUCCAAGGCCAAGUAUGUCAAAACAAUAUGCAAAUGGACAGAACAAUUGGGAUUAGUAGGCAGGUUGAUAUUCCAAGGGAAGAAUAUCCUGAUCAUUUUAGAGGGUACAAGUGCAAAUAUUAGGAAAUAUUUGGUUAAUCACCGAACAGCAAAUGUUGAUAUAGAUUCUAAAGGAAAAAGUUGCAAGGAAAGAAUGUUGUCAGUUUUAUCGAGGAAAACAGUUGAGAAUUUUAAUUUUUCAAAUUUUCAAGUCCUAGAAUUAAAGUCAGAUAUUGAUGUUGCAGCAGUUUUUAUGGAGAUCAACUUGUCAGAUGUUUAUACAAGUUCUAUUUUGUCCAGUUUGAAACACUAAGAGCAACCUUGAACCAGGUUAAAACUGCUGUGAUUGCUCCACAGUUUGAAUUGGUUUUGGUGAGAUUGUUCACACCUAUCACAAUUUGUAAAAAAAAAAAUGUAUUGAUUUGUUUACGGUUUUGUGGAGAACUUAUUAAUAGGCAAAAAAAAAAAAUGAAAAUGUGGUUAGAUAACUAUGAAUUUAUGGAAUUACAUUGGGGAGAAGUCUGAGAAACAUGGCAGCGCUCGGAAGCUUGUUAAUUCACAUUAGGAAAGAAGCCCUUUGGAGCUCAUAUUAUCAUAAGAAAAUGGCAUAUGGUGCAGUUGACAUUUGUUGGUAAACUGAGAGGACUGGCAUUUUAGAUUAAGCCCCACAAUGAAGAUGUUUUCACAUCAAUGUCCUUCUCAUUAUCACUACCAGAAUCUAAUUACUGGGUCCUUGUCCUUUGCACAUUCAGCCGCACUCAGGGUUUCAAAAAUUAUGGUGCUUUAUUGUCAAACAUGUCAUUAACAGUGGUAUAACUCCUGAUGACAAUACUAAAAAAGUAUACAUUGCACAUAAAUAUAUAUUGUUAGCACUCCUAUGCAGUAUCAGGUUUAGGAGUAUCCUGAAAUUUGAGGCCAAGAGUAGGACUGCACAUACAGAUGCACAUCAUUCUCCAAGUUAGUUAGGUUACAAAUAAAAACUUGCUCAGGGGCAUAGUAAGGGGAAUGAAGUCAGCAAUUUAUUUGGAUAUCUAUAAAUAGAUUGUUAUAGACAACAUAAUUCACUCACAAAUGCAGAAACCAAAGCAGUAAUGGGUUAACCUCGUGUGUUCAGUACUGAUGUAAAUUUUGCUUAACCAAGCAGAAAGGACGGUAAGGGUCCUUCAUAAUGAACAUUGUCAUGUCACUGUUGUAUAGAAAAAACCCAUUCAGGAAUAUUAUAUCAGCAAUCUUAAAAUGCACAUUUAAUCUAAGGUACAUCUUAGUCAUUUCUUCAUUUGACUGACAUAUGAUUCUGAUAACUGAGUAUAGAAAAAAUUACAAGUGAAAAGAAAGAUUUCAUUGUGGAAAAAUGCCUAGAUGUCAUGCUGAUGUGUUCCAUAAUAUCUGUCAGUAAUAUUUGUAUACUGAUACUGGUUCUUAGCCUGUAUAGUUAUGAAGGUUAUGUAUCAGACUUGGUCUAAUAAAUAAGAUAUCUAAUGCCAUUAGUAUUCUUUGAUUGUUUCUGAUUCAUGGUUCAACACAAACACAGAAGUUCAGUCAAAUAUUCCAAAGCAUGCUCAGAUGUACAGCAUGAUAUGCUUCAGUUGGACAUUAAUUAUGUAGUACAAAAGAACUACUGGUACUAACAAUCAGUAUAUCUUUGGUGAAAAGUUAAAGGUAACAGUUUAUUUACAUGAAAGAUUAUAUUAAAAUAGAUUGUGAUUUCAUUAGUUAAAAUGCCCAAUAUCAAAUUAUUUCAUUCAUGUGUAGUGCUGUCUCCAGAUAUUUUGUCUUAAUUUUGCUUUUCAUUUUAUCCAAUUGGAACAAGAAUCCUUGCUAUAUUUUGUCAUUAUGGACCUAUGUGCCUGAUGGUAAAUUUCUUUUAUAAUAUUACAACUUGUGCAACUGUUGAGGUGUUUUAAAGAUUGCCUUUUACUAUUGUUUGUACAAUCUAUUGUUAACUUUCUAUGCUCUACAUCUUGGCAGAUCAGAACCCACAAAACUUGAGAUUACACUUAUAAAUUGGUUAUAGAUCAUCAUUGUGCAUUGAGAUCUUCGCUGCGGGUCUACGGCAGCAUAAUGUUCUUUGCCAAAUCUUUUAUAAGGGUGUUGGAAAAAUGUUUGCUAAGUGUGCAGAUUGAAAAAUAGGGCAUGAUUAUUUGAUGAUUUUUCCAUGAACUGGUUUUUUGCAACAGAUUUGAACUGGUUCUCUACCAAAAGGAUGCUGGAGUAGUGGCUUAUUGUGACAGAAAUUGAAAUUAAAACCCCAUUUUCAUGAGCAAAGAUGGGAAUCAAAAUUUAUCAUUUAUUUGUAGUAUUAUGUUGAGGGGAUAAAGGUGUGCCCAUCUUUGCAUUUACCUCAAUUCAAAACAUCUCAAGAUUUACUUUAUAUGCAAAUAGUUGUACCAGUAGCAUUAAAGAGGCUGGUCAUUCAUCAUUGCAGGACUGCAUGUUGUGUGAGCUAUAGUGUAACAAGGGAUGUGCCCUGUGAUAACAAGUCUGUGACAAUUCAUUAAUUAAUGUUAAUGGUAAUGUUAAUGGUAUGUAUUAGUCUGUGGCUCUGAGUUCAUGUACGUGGAAUGCAACUCUUAAUGGACAAUACAUGUUGGUCUGUAUCUCGAAAUGUGAAGGAUUUCUGUAAACUAGGGGAUUUUGUGAAAAUGCAUAUAAAGUUUAAAUGACUGAUCCAAAUAAUUAUAUAGAGAGUGAUUAGUCUACAUUACUGCAUGUUUUAUCAAUCAUCAUUUUAAAAUUCUACAAUGUUGUUAAUAUCAUGUAAGAGUAAUGUGUGUGCAUGUCUCAAUGUACGAUGUAUGAUACAUGUACUGUAUAAUGAUUGUAACACUUCAGUGUGUGCUAGUAGACAGCAUUGCUAAUAAGAAAACAACAGCUAAAUUAUAUUUCACUUAUUUUAUUUUUUGUGCUUAUUUUAUAUAAUUACAACUGCUUGUAGUCAACUACAAAUUUUAAGGUAAAAGGCAAAUGGUUAGGUCAACUCUGUACAUGGCAGUCAUAUGAUCAGCCUAUCUUUAUACAUUCUGUGCUCUUAAUUAACAUAGAAUACACAUAGUGUACUGGAAAAACACUUCCUUUUUGUUUCUAACAUUCAAAGUGAGACCAAGUCUAGCCAGACUUGAUCCCUUUAUUGAUAAGGUACUUCUCUCUGUGUACCCCAGUCUUAUUAUUGCACAGUUCAGGGUUUACUGAACUUGAAGCAGUUACAUGUACAGCUUGGUUAGUAGGAGGCUAAAAGACUGCAUUCUUUUGCUCCAGGAGGAUAUGAAACAUGAUAUGAAGAGAAUGAUAUGUUUAAAGAGGUAUAUGUAAAUGACUAUAAAAUCAACACAGCAUGCAUUCCAUAUAUUCAAACAAGGUAAUCUAAAUUUAGCCUGUACAGAAUUCUACAUUUUAUUGAAAAAAAUCUAUACAAACUUCUUAUUUUUAUUUUCUUUGUAUAAAACAGGCAAUUCAUCUCAUGAUGAUGAAAAUAUUAACAUUAAAGAUAUUAAUGUACUGUUCUA